Umbelopsis ramanniana AG is the source of this 2158-nucleotide messenger RNA. RefSeq lists its product as uncharacterized. The transcript is spliced from 5 exons. Gene Ontology annotation, molecular function: alpha-galactosidase activity. The record is from RefSeq and is a predicted model, not a curated record. Gene Ontology annotation, biological process: carbohydrate catabolic process. The coding region runs from base 31 to 2031 and encodes 666 amino acids. NCBI's taxonomy places the organism in Eukaryota, Fungi, Mucoromycota, Umbelopsidomycetes, Umbelopsidales, Umbelopsidaceae.
GGCACCUCGUUUCCAUUCCUCUUUCUUCUCAUGAAUCCUGAAAUCUUCCAAACACUUACUCCCACUUUAUCUUUUUCGCACCGCCCAAAUGUGCAGGAAGGAGUUUUAGGAGCUCUCCAGGCUUUAGAGAACUUGACCUUGGACACUAAAACUCCACACCAACAGGACGGCUUGACGUUUACCACCAAGUUUGAGCCUGUAGCCAGCCUGAAUGGUCUGAUCCUCACUGUCAGCGUCAAGUCAGAAAAAGGCGCUGAACUGAGCGGCCCCAUUGAAUUGAGGUACGCUACAGAUCUGAAGGAUAUGAAAAUGAUAUCCAAUGGCUUUCAAAGCUGGAGUCAGGCUCGAGAAUUCGAUAGCAAGUCUAGAAUUCAGAAGAUACAAUCUACCAUUGCUUGGUACACUCAGUUCCAUCUUCAAGGAGACUAUUCCUUCUUUGAACAUUCCGGAGAGAAGGGAUUCAUCCACUCCAGCAGUUACACCCAUUUCCGUGACGUGAAGAAUAACGUUACCUUUCUUGGAUCACUCGCAGAAGAAUCGGGAUAUACCUACUUCAAGAGCGACUUCAACUCCAACGCCUUGACCAUUUAUAAGGAUGCUACUGGAAAGGUAUUGCAUCCUAACCAGGAGAUCGAUAUUAUCAAGGUUCUGAUUCUGCAUGGCAAGGAUCAAGAAAGGGAAUUCUGGGAAACCUAUUCUUCCUAUUUCAAGGACGAACGAACGAUCAGUGGAAAUGAGAAUCCAAAACGUCACGUCAACGGUUGGACGUCUUGGUACUACCACUACGACCAUGUCACUGAAGAGAUUGUGCACAAGAAUCUCGACGCCAUCAUACAUUAUAAAUAUCCCAUCGACAUCUUCCAGAUUGAUGACGGCUACCAGCUUGCUAUCGGCGACUGGCUUGAAGUGAACAACAAGUUUCCUGGCGGCAUGAAAGACCUGGCUUCUAAGAUUAAGAGCCACGGUAUUAAGGCUGGUUUAUGGCUCGCUCCCUACGCUAUUGGAUUCAACAGUCGCAUUGUUAAGGAUCACCCCGAUUGGAUCUUGAAAGAAGAGCAUGACUCCAGCAAGAUGGUGGUAGCUGGACCUAACUGGGGUGGUUUCUAUGCACUUGAUCUCUACAACGAAGGUGCAAGAGCCUACAUUCGCCAUGUCUUUGAUGUUGUAUUGAACAAGUGGGGCUUUGAUAUGGUCAAGCUAGAUUUUCUGUUUGCCGCUGCUAUGAUUCCUCAACGAGGCAAGACUCGCGGUGAGAUUAUGACCGAUGCUAUGGAAUUCCUCCGCGAAGUGGUCGGGCCGAAUAAAAUCAUUCUGGGAUGCGGUGUUCCACUUGGUCCUUCUUGGCGCAAAGUAGACUAUUGCCGAAUUGGAUCCGAUGUUGCUCCAUGGUGGGAAGACACCAAGCUUAGACUACUUCAUGUCCGUGAACGUGUGUCCACCGUCAACUCCUUACACUCGACUUUGAACCGAUGGGGAAUGUCCGACAGUAUGUUUGGAAAUGAUCCUGAUGUGAUGAUAUUGCGAUCCAAAAGCAACAAGCUCAAGCCUGACGAGAAGUACACACUCUGCAUUUUAAACAACAUCCUCGGAGCCUUGGUAUUCAUCUCCGAUGACGUCUCCGAAUACACUGAAGAAGAGCACAUGUUGUACGCCGCCACUUUCCCCAAGGUGCAAGCCAAGGUGCAUACGGUCAUUGAGAUCAGAGACGAAGUGUACUUUGUGCAAUUCAAAGCUACCAAUGCCCAGGGUCAGGAGCAUCUCUACACGACGUAUAGCAACUUAUCGGGUGAUAAGCAGACUAUAUAUCUACCUGAAGCAACAAAGGAAACGCACCUUUUGUUUGCCACUGAUAAUGACCUACACACCAACCAGCUUGACAAGAAGAAGUGCUUGUUCUAUCUUCCAUCUGCGCCGGUGCAUCUGAAGAGCCGCGAAUCCAAGACAUUUGUGCAUAUUCCUGCCCCUGGAUCCGGCGAUGUUCAUUUCUUAGGCUCCACAGGACAUAUUGUACCGGGAACUGAGUUGACGUAAGCCUGAAGGCAGCUUCACCGUGAAUGGAAAGCCUGCUGUGUGGGAGACCUUUGCUGUUGGUGGAUCAGAAGGCGCAAAGGUACAUGCCGCAGUUGUAGAGUUGUAAAAGUAAUAGCAUGAGAUGGCA